AUGUACACUCAACUGGUGGCUACUGUUGUGUUGAUUACCUGCAGCACAAUUGCGGUAAGUGGAGGCAGCCUUGAAGAUGGUGGAUACUCUGGUGAUUCAAUUCAAAACUAUGGUGGGCCCUCAUACGAGCCAGACCAGAACCCUGCCAACUCGCCACAAGCGCCGAGUGGGGAAGUGAUUGCUACGAAUCAAGGUCCUGGUAACUUGCCUCUGAAUCCGGCAGGAGCACCUGGAGUAGGAUCGAUGGAAACAAAUCAAGACUCUGACAAUCUGCCUCAGGGCUCCAGCGAGGAAACGAAUGAAGGAAGGAAGCGAACAAUUGACCUGAACGAUAUGAUCAUCAACGCAACCCGCCUUGAAACGCGACUUCGUGGACAUUCGACGCAAGCGGUUAUAACGGAGCUGAUAUCUCGUCUACAGCGUAUCUCUCCGUCAGAUGUACGGAUGCUGGCGAACCCUCAGCGCCCUAGCGAUAAUGAGUUGGUGGACAGUGUACUUGUAGCUAACAAUCUCAUUAACAUCAUGAUAGCAGCAUCAGAUGAAGAACUUUUCCGUCGGCCUCCAAAUGUCGGAGCGCUUCUCCUCGCUUCUAAUGACAUCGACAAUUACAUCAGAACACAUCAGCGCAACUCCAGACAAGAAGAUCGCCAAUUCUGA
Molecule: messenger RNA, 657 nt
Organism: Ostertagia ostertagi
Lineage: Eukaryota; Metazoa; Nematoda; Chromadorea; Rhabditida; Trichostrongylidae
Source: the annotation of a GenBank genome assembly